AUCAUGUCUUCGACUCAGGGCAAUGGGGAACACUGGAAGUCCCUGGAGUCGGUGGGCAUCAGCCGCAAAGAGCUGGCGAUGGCAGAAGCCCUGCAGAUGGAGUAUGAUGCUCUGUCCCGGCUCCGACACGACAAGGAGGAGAGUCGGGCCAAGCAGAACACAGACUCCUCUCUCAUCAGCUGGGACGAGCCUGUCCUGGACUUCUACAGCAAGCCAGCAGGCAGGCUGAACGACCUCAAGCUCCUCCGCGGUCUCUCUGGCUCGGAUCCCACCCUCAAUUACAACUCGCUCUCCCCACAGGAAGGGCUGCCCAACCACUCUACCUCCCAGGGCUCCCAGCCUGGCCCAGAUCCUUGGCCCAAAGGCUCCCUGUCUGGAGACUAUCUCUAUAUUUUUAAUGGUUCAGAUGGGGGACACCCUGUGUCCCCAGGACCAGGGGUCGUGGAUGACUCUUCAAAGAAACUGUCUCCACCUCCUCUACCACCCCGAGUCUCUAUCUGGGACACGCCCCCUCUGCCUCCCAGAAAAGGGUCACCCUUCUCCUCUAAGACCUCCCAGCCCAACGACAUCAACACAUUUUCUUUGGCCGAACAACCACCAGGCAAAUUGAUAGGCCAUCGGAUCCUGGAAGAGGUUGAGCCGGGAGGUGGCGGACAGGGGUGCCUGCUCGGGUCCGUGGACUAUGACGAUAUCAAUGAUGCAAUUACACGACUCAACUUAAAGUCAACCUAUGAUACAGAGAUGUUGCGGGAUGCCACCAGGGGCUGGAAGGAAGGCAGGGGCCCCCUGGACUUCGGCAAGGACACUCCAGGAAAACCCGUGGCUCGGAGCAAAACUAUGCCCCCUCAGGUGCCCCCUCGCACGUAUGCCCCCCGAUACGCCAACCGAAGGAAUGGAGGAGCUGGCAAGAACCGCAGGAUUUCUGCAGCUCCGGUGAGCUCGCGGCCCCGCACCGUCGCCAACGGGUAUGAGCUGUUUGAGGUCUCCGAGGAGAGAGAUGAGGAAGUUGCUGCAUUUUGCCACAUGCUGGAUGUACUUCGAGCUGGCUCUGACAUCCAAGAGUAUCCCCUCACUGGAUAUGUCUGGAGUGCAGUCACCCCAAGUCCAGAGCACCUCGGGAAUGAGGUCAACCUGAAGGUGACCGUGUUGUGUGACAGCUUGAGGGAGCCACUCACUUUUACCUGCAACUGUUCUUCCACCGUAGACCUGCUCAUCUACCAGACGCUGUGUUACACCCGUGACGAGCUGAGGGAUGUGGAUGUGGGUGACUUUGUGCUGAAACCCUGUGGGCUGGAGGAGUUCCUGCAGAACAAGCAUGCCUUGGGCAGCCACGAGUAUAUUCAGUACUGCCGCAAGUUUGACAUCGACAUCCGGCUGCAGCUGAUGGAGCGGAAGGCUGUCCGCAGCGACUUGGCCCGGACGGUGAAUGAUGACCAGAGCCCUUCCACCUUGAACUACCUCGUCCAUUUACAAGAAAGGCCAGUGAAACAGACCAUCAGCAGGCAGGCCCUGAGUCUUCUGUUCGACACUUACCACAAUGAGGCAGAGACCUUCCUUCUGGCUGAUGGGGACUUCCCACUGAAAGCUGACAGGGUGGUCCAGUCAGUCAAGGCCAUCUGCAAUGCCCUCGCCGCUGUCGAGACCCCCGAGAUCACCAACGCACUCAACCAGCUGCCCCCCUGCCCCUCCCGCAUGCAGCCUAAAAUCCAGAAGGAUCUCAGUGUCUUGGCUGUGAGGGAAAACCGAGAGAAGGUGGUGGAAGCCCUGACCGCUGCCAUCCUGGACCUGGUGGUGCUCUACUGCAACACGUUCAACGCAGACUUCCAGACGGCUGUGCACGGCAGCUGCAAGCACGACCUGGUCCAGGAGGCCUGCCACUUCUCCGGGCCGCUGUCCUUCACCGUCUACGCCACCCACCGCAUCCCCAUCACCUGGGCCACCAGCUAUGAAGAGUUCUACCUCUCCUGCUCUCUCAGUCAUGGUGGCAAGGAGCUGUGCAGCCCCCUGCAGACCAGAAGGGCCCAUUUCUACAAGUACCUCUUCCAUCUCAUCGUCUGGGACCAGCAGAUCUGCUUCCCUGUGCAGGUAAACCGGCUGCCUCGGGAGACCCUGCUGUGUGCCACCCUCUAUGCUUUGCCUGUCCCCCCACCUGGGACCUCUUCUGACACCAACAAGCAACGGAGGGUCCCUGAAGCCCUUGGCUGGGUCACUACCCCACUCUUCAAUUUCAGACAGGUGCUAACCUGUGGCCGGAAGCUUCUGGGCUUGUGGCCAGCCGCCCAGGAACACCCCAGCACCCGAUGGAGUGCACCUAAUUUUCACCAGCCAGACAGCGUCAUUCUGCAGAUUGACUUCCCUACCUCAGCUUUUGACAUCAAGUUCACCAGCCCCCCUGGAGACGAGUUCAGCCCCUGCUAUGAGUUCAGCAGCCUCCGGGAGGAAGAUCAAGGCAAGCUUAAAGACAUCAUGCAGAAGGAGUCCCUGUACUGGCUCAGUGAUGCUGACAAGAAGCAGCUGUGGGAGAAGCGCUACUAUUGCCACUCGGAGGUGAGCUCCCUCCCGUUGGUGCUCGCCAGCGCCCCCAGCUGGGAGUGGGCGUGCCUUCCCGACAUCUAUGCGCUUUUGAAGCAGUGGACCCACAUGAACCACCAGGAUGCCCUGGGACUGCUGCAUGCCACCUUCCCAGACCAAGAGGUGCGGCGCAUGGCUGUCCAGUGGAUCAGCUCUCUCUCAGACGCCGAGCUGCUGGACUACUUGCCCCAACUGGUGCAGGCCCUGAAGUACGAAUGCUACCUGGACAGCCACCUGGUGCGCUUCCUCCUAAAACGAGCCGUCUCGGACUUGAGAGUGACUCACUACUUCUUCUGGUUGCUGAAGGAUGGCCUCAAAGACUCUCAGUUCAGCAUCCGCUACCAGUAUCUGCUGGCAGCUCUGUUGUGCUGCUGUGGCAAAGGGCUGAGAGAGGAGUUUAACCGCCAGUGCUGGCUCGUCAGCACCCUGGCCAAGCUGGCUGCGCAGGUCCGGGAGGCUGCCCCAUCUGCCCGGCAGGGGAUCCUCCGCACAGGCUUGGAGGAUGUGAAGCAGUUUUUUGCUCUCAAUGGUUCCUGUCGCCUUCCACUCAGCCCUAGCCUGCUGGUCAAGGGCAUCGUGCCCAGGGACUGUUCCUAUUUCAAUUCCAAUGCUGUCCCCCUCAAGCUCUCCUUCCAAAAUGUGGACCCGCUGGGUGAGAACAUCCGCGUCAUCUUCAAGUGCGGGGAUGACCUUCGCCAGGACAUGCUGACACUACAGAUGAUUCGCAUCAUGAGCAAGAUCUGGGUCCAGGAAGGGCUGGACAUGCGCAUGGUCAUAUUCCGCUGCUUCUCCACUGGCCGGGGCAGAGGGAUGGUGGAGAUGAUCCCCAAUGCCGAGACCCUACGCAAGAUCCAGGUGGAGCAUGGGGUGACCGGCUCCUUCAAGGACCGGCCUCUGGCCGACUGGCUGCAGAAACACAACCCCGGGGAGGAUGAGUAUGAGAAGGCUGUGGAGAACUUCAUCUACUCCUGUGCUGGCUGCUGCGUGGCCACGUACGUCUUGGGCAUCUGUGACCGACACAAUGAUAACAUCAUGCUGAAGACCACUGGCCACAUGUUCCACAUAGAUUUUGGCCGCUUCCUGGGACACGCCCAGAUGUUUGGCAACAUUAAGCGGGACCGAGCCCCCUUUGUCUUCACGUCAGACAUGGCGUACGUCAUCAAUGGGGGUGACAAGCCAUCCAGCCGUUUCCACGACUUUGUUGACCUUUGCUGCCAAGCCUACAACCUCAUUCGCAAGCACACCCACCUCUUCCUCAACCUUCUGGGCCUGAUGCUGUCCUGUGGGAUCCCUGAGCUCUCAGACCUGGAGGACCUCAAGUAUGUGUACGAUGCCCUGAGGCCUCAGGACACAGAGGCCAAUGCCACCACCUACUUCACUAGGUUGAUUGAGUCCAGCCUGGGCAGUGUAGCUACAAAGCUCAAUUUCUUUAUCCAUAACCUGGCGCAGAUGAAGUUCACAGGCUCAGAUGAUAGACUGACCCUUUCCUUUGCUCCCCGGACAUAUACCCUCAAGAGCUCUGGCCGCAUCAGUGAUGUUUUCCUCUGUCGCCAUGAGAAGGUCUUUCACCCCAGCAAGGGCUAUAUAUACGUGGUCAAGGUGAUGCGUGAGAACGUUCAGGAGGCCACCUACAUCCAGAGGACAUUUGAGGAGUUCCAGGAACUGCACAACAAGCUGCGGCUGCUCUUCCCUUCUUCUCUGCUGCCCAGCUUCCCCAGUCGCUUCGUGAUUGGCCGCUCCUGGGGAGAGGCUGUGGCUGAGCGGCGAAGGGAGGAGCUGAAUGGCUACAUCUGGCACCUGAUCCACGCAGCCCCGGAGGUGGCCGAGUGUGAUUUGGUGUACACCUUCCUCCACCCACUGCCGCGGGAUGAGAAGUCUGCAGGCACCAGCCCAGCUCCCAAGUCUUCGGAUGGCUCCUGGGCCCGGCCCAUUGAGAAGGUGGGUGGGGAGGUGAAGCUGUCCAUCUCCUACAAAAACAAUAAACUCUUCAUCAUGGUGAUGCACAUUCGGGGCUUGCAACUUCUCCAGGAUGGGAAUGACCCUGAUCCCUAUGUGAAGAUUUAUCUUCUGCCAGACCCUCAGAAAACCACCAAGAGGAAAACCAAAGUGGCCCGCAAAACUUGCAACCCCACCUACAAUGAAAUGUUGGUGUACGAUGGCAUUCCCAAGGGGGAUCUGCAGCAGCGGGAGCUGCAGCUGAGCGUGCUGAGUGAGCAAGGAUUUUGGGAGAAUGUCCUCCUUGGGGAGGUGCACAUCCGCCUGCGGGAGCUGGACCUGGCCCAGGAGAAGACGGGCUGGUUCGCGCUAGGAUCUCGGACUCAUGGGACCUUGUGAAACCAGCAGAACCACGGCCAGGGACUCCUGGGUGGUGGCAGGAGCUGGGGCAGGGGAGUCUCCCCUGUGUGACGCUUCCUUUCCUCGAGAAGGGGCUAGGCCCUUGGUGGGCCUCCUCUCUGUCCAGGUGCAUCCGCCCUCCACCACGGAGAUGGGGAGAGGAAGGUGCCCUCACCUGGCCGGUCCCCUCACAGCCUGAGCGGAGGCGCGUAGUGAUGCUCAGCCCCUUGGAGGCUGUGAAGUUGCAGCAAAGUUUUAAGUUUACCUUGUGUCAAGGGAGCAAUGCCUGGUUGGGUGUGUGUCAGGGGCGGGUUGUAUGAAGUAGUAGCAUUUUGAGGGAGGGUGGGUGGAUAUC
Elephantulus edwardii (Cape elephant shrew) is the source of this 5260-nucleotide messenger RNA. RefSeq names its product phosphatidylinositol-4-phosphate 3-kinase, catalytic subunit type 2 beta (gene PIK3C2B). The record is from RefSeq and is a predicted model, not a curated record. Gene Ontology annotation, molecular function: phosphatidylinositol binding; 1-phosphatidylinositol-4-phosphate 3-kinase activity; 1-phosphatidylinositol-3-kinase activity. NCBI's taxonomy places the organism in Eukaryota, Metazoa, Chordata, Mammalia, Macroscelidea, Macroscelididae. The transcript has 32 exons. Gene Ontology annotation, biological process: phosphatidylinositol-3-phosphate biosynthetic process; cell migration; phosphatidylinositol-mediated signaling. Gene Ontology annotation, cellular component: plasma membrane; phosphatidylinositol 3-kinase complex; cytoplasm. Bases 4 to 4905 code for a protein of 1633 amino acids.